Messenger RNA from Enterobius vermicularis (human pinworm), 1296 nucleotides. Lineage: Eukaryota; Metazoa; Nematoda; Chromadorea; Rhabditida; Oxyuridae. The record is from the annotation of a GenBank genome assembly.
AUGAGCUACUGUUUAGAAUUUUUUGCCGGGUUGGCAGAAUGUGAGAUGCUGAAGAUUGAAACCGAUAUAUACAUAUUUUAUGGUAUUUUUAGGAUUCCAGCUUAUCUGGAAACGAUUCGAAAUGGCAGUAUUCCUAAUGCGACGAUCGAUUGGUUUGAUAAGGCAUCGUAUCUAUUAGAAAAGAAUAUUCCUGAGGAAAAUGGUACUUCGUCAGUGGUGUUCUUCGGUAGUCAAGCACAUAAAACUAUACGAGGAUUUUGCAAGCAGAUACUUUAUAAUACGGAUAUUUUUUUUUCUAGAGUUCGGUACUGGGAUUUAGCAAUAUGGAUUCCAAAUAUAUUGUUCUUUCUGUUCUUGGCGCUAAGGUUUGGUGGACUUCGUAGCAGAGUGCAGCAGACACAAAGCCCUGUGUUCAAAUCUUUUUUUAUUUUGGUACUGUUGUCUUCUUUACAGACAUCCUCAGUUUACUUAUUAGUAGUGUUAAAUCUGUUACGCUGUUUUGCUUCAAUUUCGAUUAUCACAUCUAAUCAGGUCGAAGAAUUUGUGGAUAAGGAUGUUGAUGAACCAAGCGAGUUUAGCCUUUAUGCGCAUGGAGGAAUGGGUCUUUGGAUGGUAUCUUCAGGAUUUUUUGCCAUUGUAUAUUCGGUUGCAUGCCUUAUCUCAAACAUGUGGACACACCACACAGCUACUGUACCGGUGCAAUGUUUGUUCUACACCUACUGCCUCAUUCUUGCAAUUUUAAACGCUAUCCAGAUGGUUGGAGCAGCGUUGAUGUUUACUGAUUCGUUGGACGGGUUAUGUACGGAUGCGACGCGUGGUGGUGGGCUGUUGUUUUCUUAUAGAAAACAAAAAGAUGAAACGAACGGUGAUAUACCAAAUGUUUCUAUCUAUUAUCCACAUUUUCCAGGUCUUACGUCUCCGUCUUACGACGACCUUUUUGACUGUGAUAGUAUGCGUCAACCUCGGUGUGAUUUCGAUGCGGGUAUCGAUACAAAUUUUUAUCAUCAAACAGACCUCAAUCAUGUGAAUGAUCAGUCGAAUUUCGAAGUGCCGUUGAUGACGUCACAAAAUACUCCGGAUUCAACGGUGACCACUCACGUUGACUGCGACUAUUCACCUGCAAUUUCAACAAAAUUGAACGGGUUUGACGAUCGUGUACUAUCAAUGAAACCGUCGUUGUAUGAUGUUGGUAGCACAUUUUCAUUUGACAUACGUCCAAAGCAUUUGAGAGGUUUGGGACCAAAUGGUACACUGAUAUUUUCGGCAGAAGAUAAACCGCUAGCAAAAUGUACAUAA